AUGGCAAGGCUCGCUGAUGAUGCCGACUACGAUGCAGGCGAAACGUCUGAGGAUGUAUCAAGUCCACUUUCAGAUGCUGGGAAUCAAGACAACUACGCAGACGACUUCGGACUAGGUGCGUUCUACAUAGUCGCCCUGGCAACAAGACCAAGUUGCGACAACGAGGAGACUCGGUGCGUUCUACAUAGUCUCCCUGAGCACAAGACCAAGUUGCGACAACGAGGUCAACCCACUUCUAUUGGAUAUUAG
Molecule: messenger RNA, 249 nt
Organism: Protopolystoma xenopodis
Lineage: Eukaryota; Metazoa; Platyhelminthes; Monogenea; Polystomatidea; Polystomatidae
Source: the annotation of a GenBank genome assembly